Molecule: messenger RNA, 1602 nt
Organism: Lampris incognitus (smalleye Pacific opah)
Lineage: Eukaryota; Metazoa; Chordata; Actinopteri; Lampriformes; Lampridae
Gene: rag2
Product: recombination activating gene 2
Exons: 1
Coding region: 1-1602 (533 amino acids)
Biological process (GO): V(D)J recombination
Cellular component (GO): DNA recombinase complex; nucleus
Molecular function (GO): sequence-specific DNA binding; protein binding
Source: RefSeq, a predicted model, not a curated record
AUGUCCCUAAAACCAUUAACUCCAGUGAACUGUGCCAGCCUUCUACAGCCUGGGUGCUCUUUGCUACAGCUGGAUGGUGAGGCUCUUCUGUUUGGCCAGAAAGGCUGGCCCAAGCGUUUCUGCCCAACUGGAAUAUUUGGAGUCCGACUAAAAGAUGGGGAGCUUAAGUUGAGGCCAAUAUCUUUCUCUAAUGACUCCUGCUACCUUCCUCCAUUGCGUUGUCCUGCUGUUGCCCGCCUCGACCCCUAUGAUGGCUUUCCAGAGAGCUAUCUCAUCCAUGGCGGCCGAACCCCUAAUAAUGAGAUCUCAGCUAGCCUCUAUCUUCUGACCUUGGAUAGCCGUGGCUGCAACCGCAAGUUGACCUUGCGCUGCCAGGAAAAAGAGCUAGGGGGAGAAUUACCCGGGGCCCGAUACGGUCACACUGUCAGUAUGAUCCAAAGCCGGGGAAAGGAAGCCUGUGUGCUAUUUGGGGGGAGGUCCUACAUGCCUGCUGGAGAGCGGACCACCGAGAGCUGGAACAGUGUUGUUGACUGUCCCCCACAGGUGUUCCUUAUUGACCUGGAGUAUGAAUGUUGCUCUGCUCACAAAUUACCAGAGCUUAGUGAUGGACAGUCUUUUCAUGUGGCUCUUGCGAGAGAGGAUUGUGUCUACUUCCUUGGUGGUCAUUCACUUUCCUCAGACUCCCGCCCACCUCGACUUUUCUGCUUACAUGUUGAGCUUUUACAGGGCAGUCCCAUGCUCUCCUGCGAAUCCCUUUGUAUUGGUAUGUCCAUCUCCAGUGCAAUCACGCUCCGCACGGGUCCUUCUCACAAAUACAUUAUUUUGGGAGGGUAUCAGGCAGACUCUCAGAAGAGGAUUGAAUGCAGUACAGUGGUCCUGGGUGAUAGCGGAAUCCAUAUUGAGUCCUUAGAACCACCGAGCUGGACUGCAGAUAUCACUCACAGUCGCACGUGGUUUGGUGGGAGCUUGGGGGAAGGAAGUGCCUUGAUAGCAAUUCCAUCUGAAAGAAGGUCAGCCCAGUCAGAAGAACAUUAUUUCUUCCAGGUUUGUUUUGAGAGGCAGGGGGGAGGUGAGGGGGAAGAGGCAACCCUGGGCUGUAGCCAAGAAUCCACAGACUAUGAGGAUUCUACUCCACUUGAGGACUCUGAGGAACUGUACUUUGGCCGUGAGCCCCAUGAGUUACAAGACAGCAGUGGUGGGGAAGAGGAUACUUAUCAUGAGGAAGAUGAGGAGGAUGAGUCCCAAACAGGCUAUUGGAUCAAAUGUUGCCUUGGAUGCCAGGUAGACCCCAACACUUGGGAGCCUUACUACUCCACCGAGCUCCACCGGCCAGCCAUGAUCUUCUGCUCUAGAGGGGAGGAAGGCCACUGGGUCCAUGCCCAGUGCAUGGAACUGUCUGAGAUCCUACUGCUGAGGCUGUCUGAGGACAACAGCAAGUACUUCUGUCCGGACCAUGGAGGUCUUCCCCAUCAGGAAAUGACUCCACCUCGACAUGCGCUGCCCCUAAAACGCAAGCCCAUGAAAAUGCAACGUAAGAAGACACCUCCUUCAAUGAGGAUGAACCCAGCCAAAAAAAGUGUCUUUAGAAGGUUGUUUAGGUGA